AAAUCGGAAAAGAAAAUCUCCGUCGCCGCCCUCUCUCCUUCUCUUUCUUUCUCUCCCUCUCGCUUCGUUCUUGCGCCUCCACUCUUUCUGCCCUUCUCCUACAAAAGGUCUAGGGUUUUGCUUGGUCCCAUCCACCAGAACGACACUUCGAUACUCGAGGCGACGGAGGGCGCCGGCUUAGCGACCGCCGGUUUGGGUUUCCUGACGAGCUUCGUGGGAUCCUGGGGCUUUUCAGGCGAGACUGUUUGUCUGCCGCAUAGUUUUCGAAGGGCGCCGGGUUGCUCUGUCCGUCUAUUCUUUCCGUCCCUCCCAAGGGCUAGGGUGGUGGAACGACGAUCAAGACGAGCCAUGCUUAGGCCGAGAUUGGGACAAGGUUGAGAUUUUGGAAGGCGGGUGGAGGGAUUGCCAUGGCGCUCGGGGAUCCAACGUCGAGGUACAGCGUCGAAUUGGGGAUGCCGACGAGGUUUGGGCACGCGUCCGUCGCGAGCCAUCUUGAUGAAUUGGCGCAGGCGGACGAGGAUGGGGACGUUGUGGGCAGCAGCGGUGGGGCAUGCCAGAGGAGUGAUGCUGAAGCCAGUAGCAGCGGCAUCGGCGGUUCGUGCGCGGUGGUGGGGGCGGCGACGAGCUUGGCGUACUUGCCCCAGACGGUGUUCUUGUGCGAACCCCGGCAUGAUCUGUUUGAAGCUUGCGUGCCUUCCGGGCCGGCGGAGAAUGGUCUGGUCUCGAAAUGGCGACCCAAGGACCGGAUGAGGACAGGUUGUGUAGCGCUUGUGUUAUGCUUAAAUAUAAGUGUAGAUCCACCAGAUGUUAUAAAGAUAUCUCCAUGUGCAAGGUUGGAGUGUUGGAUAGAUCCAUUUUCAAUGGCAGCACCAAAGGCACUUGAGUCUAUUGGAAAAGCCUUGCACAAUCAGUAUGAAAGAUGGCAGCCUCGGGCACGGUAUAAGCUUCAACUUGAUCCCACAGUGGAUGAAGUGAAGAAGCUCUGCAAUACGUGCAGGAAGAAUGCAAAAUCAGAAAGGGUAGUCUUUCAUUAUAAUGGGCAUGGAGUUCCAAAACCAACUGCUAAUGGUGAAAUUUGGGUUUUCAACAAGAGCUAUACUCAGUAUAUUCCUUUGCCAAUUACUGAUUUGGAUUCCUGGCUGAGGACACCGUCACUCUAUGUGUUUGACUGUUCAGCUGCGGGAAUGAUUGUUAAUGCAUUCCGAGAGAGGCUAGAUUUGAACCCUACCAGUACUACGGCAUCUUCAACGAAGGAUAUCAUUCUUCUUGCUGCCUGUGAAGCACAUGAAACGCUUCCUCAGAGUGCUGAGUUUCCGGCUGAUGUUUUCACUUCAUGUCUUACGACACCAAUAAAAAUGGCACUGCGUUGGUUCUGUAGUAGAUCACUUCUCCGUGAUCCUCUUUUUGGUGACAUAAUUGACAAAAUUCCUGGCCGUCAAACUGACCGCAAGACACCCCUAGGGGAGCUAAACUGGAUUUUCACAGCAGUGACUGAUACCAUUGCAUGGAAUGUGCUACCUCAUGAACUUUUCCAAAAGCUCUUCAGACAAGAUCUGUUAGUUGCUAGUCUUUUCCGCAAUUUCUUACUUGCAGAGCGCAUAAUGCGUUCUGCGAACUGUUCACCAAUCUCAUUUCCAGUGUUGCCUCCAACACAUCAGCAUCAUAUGUGGGAUGCAUGGGAUAUGGCUGCUGAAAUCUGCCUUUCUCAACUUCUUCCAACACAUGCUGAACCGGAUGCUGAAUUCCAGCCAAGCCCCUUUUUCACAGAACAGCUAACAGCAUUUGAAUUGUGGCUUGAACAUGGGUCUCAACAUAAAAGGCCUCCAGAGCAACUGCCUAUAGUUCUUCAGGUUUUACUUAGUCAAUCUCACCGAUUUCGAGCACUGGUUCUUCUUGGGAAGUUCUUGGAUAUGGGACCUUGGGCUGUUGACCUGGCUUUGUCAGUUGGGAUCUUUCCCUAUGUGCUUAAAUUGCUGCAAACUACAGCAAUGGAACUGAGGCAGAUCCUUGUCUUUAUAUGGACCAAGAUCCUUGCACUUGAUAAGUCGUGCCAGGUUGAUUUAGUGAAGGAUGGAGGACAUGAGUAUUUCAUCAAAUUUCUUAAUUCCGUGGACGCUUAUCCUGAACAACGGGCAAUGGCUGCAUUUGUUCUUGCUGUUAUUGUUGAUGGACAUCGGCAUGGUCAGGAAGCUUGUAUUCAGGCUGAUUUAAUUGAUAAAUGCUUGCAACAUCUGAACGCUCCUAAUCCACAUGAUGCACAGACCGAGCCUCUGCUUCUUCAGUGGCUUUGUCUGUGCCUGGGAAAGCUGUGGGAGAAUUUCCCUGAAGCACAAUUAAUGGGUCUGCAGUAUGGUGCGCCUUCAACAUUUGAGCGUCUUUUGUCAGAGCCUCAACCUGAGGUUAGAGCAGCAGCUGUUUUUGGACUGGGUACACUCUUGGAUGUUGGAUCUGACUCAUUGAGAGAUGGUCUAAGAUGUGACGAUGAUUGUGACGAUGACGAGAAAAUCAAAACUGAAUUGACUAUUGUUCAGAGCCUUUUUGGUGUUGUUAAUGAUGGAAGUCCUCUUGUUAGGGCUGAGGUUUCAGUUGCUCUUGGAAGGUUUGCCUUUGGGCACAAUAAGCAUCUAAAGUCUAUUGCUGCUGCAUAUUGGAAAUGUCAGUCUAACUCUCUGCUGAGUGCAUUGCCUUCAUUGGCAAAUAUACGGAGUCCCCCAACUGGCUAUGCUGGGUCGUCUCAAUUUUUGCAUAGUGCAAGUGUUGUCUCUACACCAGUUGGUGCCGUUCUGAGGGUUGGUGGCGAUAGCAGCGCUCUAGUUCGUGAUGGAAGGUCUUCAGCCAGUAGCCCUCUUCCUGCUGCUGGGAUUAUGCAUGGUUCUCCGUUGUCUGAUGAUUCCUUUGAGCAUUCUGAAUCUGCUAUUCUAUUGAAUGACGCCCCCAGCAAUGGGAUAAUUAGCUCAUCAAAGACGAAAACUGUGGAUAAUGCAGUGUACUCACAGUUUGUCAUGGCCGUCUAUGCCCUAGCCAAAGAUCCAUCCCCUCGUAUUGCUGGAAUAGGUCGACGUAUACUUUCUAUGAUUGGUAUUGAACAAGUGCCUACAAAUUCAUUCCGGCCAAGUGGUGGAAACAUUCAGCAGACAUCCUCUCUUGCCAACUUCACUCGGUCAUCUUCUUGGCUUGACAUGAAUGCUGGUCGCUUGCCAAUGACGUUCAGAACUCCUCCAGUUAGUCCUCCUCGGCAAAGCUAUCUUGCUGGAAUGCGAAGAGUCUGCUCCUUAGAGUUCAGACCAAACCAACUAAGUUCUGCAGACUCAGGGUUGGCUGAUUCGCUUCGAGGGUCUGUUGGGAAUUCUGGGGUUUCAGAAUGUUCCGUGCUUCCACAAUCAACUAUCUAUAACUGGAGCUCGGGCCAUUUCUCAAGGCCCCUUCUUACCUCAGCAGAUGAGAAUGAAGAAGCUCUGUUGAGAAGAGAAGAGAAGGAGAGACUCGCAUGGGAUUGUAUUGCUAAAUGCCAACAUUCUUCGGUUAGCAAUCUUGGAAAUCAAAUUACCACUUGGGACAUAAGGUCAGAUACUGGCACAAAAGCAAUGUUAAUGCAUCCAUUCUCUCCUAUAGUUAUUGCUGCAGAUGAGAAUGAAUGUAUCAGGGUAUGGAAUCAUGAGGACACUGUGCUGCUAAAUACUUUUGACAACCACAAUUUCCGUGAGAAGGGGGUUGCUAAGCUGUGUCUUGUAAAUGAGUUGGAUGACAGUUUGCUUCUUGUUGCUUCAUGUGAUGGUAAUGUCCGUGUAUGGAAAGAUUAUACACAAAGUGGUAGACAGAAACUUGUGACAGCUUUCUCCUCUAUUCAAGGUCAUAGACCCGGUGCACGGGGUGUAAAUGCUGUUGUUGAUUGGCAGCAGCUUACUGGAUAUUUGUAUGCAGCUGGGGAAAUAUCAUCCAUUAUGGUUUGGGAUCUGGACAAAGAACAACGUUCAAAUUCAAUUUACUCUCUGUCAGACAGUAGCAUUUCUGCAUUGUCCGCUUCCCAAGUUUAUGGAGGGCAAUUAGCCGCAGGUUAUGUGGAUGGCCAUGUCAGGUUAUUUGAUGUGCGAACACCUGAAAGACACAUUGGUACUAUGAAGGCUCAUUCACAAAGUGUUGAAAGAGUUGUUGGAAUUAGUUUCCAACCUGGACUAGAUCCUAAUAAGAUUGUGAGUGCAUCUCAAGCUGGGGAUAUUCAGUUCAUGGACAUAAGAAGGCACACAACUGCUUAUCUUACCAUUGAAGCUCAUAGGAGAUCUUUGACAGCCUUGGCUGUUCAUCGUCAUGCCCCAGUAAUUGCCAGUGGUUCUGCCAAGCAAAUAAUAAAAGUUUUUAGUCUUGAAGGCGAACAGCUGAGUGUGAUACGCUACUAUCCUUCUUUCAUGGCUCAGAAGAUAGGUCCUGUGAGUUGCCUCAGCUUCCAUCCCUACAGGGUGCUUCUUGCUGCAGGUACCGGCAGUGGCCCAACCGAUUCCUGCAUCUCUAUUUAUGCUGAUGAGAACUCACCAGCAAGAUGAACAUGAAACAAUUCCAUCUGUUAAGACACAUAAAAUCAUUCUUGCGCUACUGACAUUGCGAGAAGCACUGGUUCAGUGGGCAACACCACCGUCAUCCCUGCUCCAUUCCUCCAGUUUCUUUCCGUUCAUAUUAAGCACGGGUGCUGUCAUUAUAUGCAAUCUGCAACAUAUUCAUUAGGCCUCUCAGGUGUCAUGUUCUGCAGGGUUUGGGCAUCCAAACUGGAGGCUUUGCAAAUAAUCCGGUACAUAGGUGAAGGAUGUAAAUAUUUGCCGUCAUUUUUUCUCUCUACCUGGUUCACAUCAGGAGCAUGCUUGGGUUCGUCUUAAAAUAAUUAAUGGGGCUAGCAAAAAUCUCCUUGAGCAGCAGCUGAAAGGAGUUUACUGCUAGAGCAUUUCAAGAUGCGGUUUAAAGUUGAAACCUGCUGCCUGGUCUCCUUGUAAUAUCUUUACUGUAACCGGGUAUAGUUGAUGUUUAUGCAAGAUGGUGCUGAAUGAUUAGAUCUCUUCUUUCAGUGCUGCUGAAAAGUGGCUGAUUUAUUCAAUUCCUAUUUUCUACAUUCUCUGGAUUUUGGUAUUUGCCGACUCAUCUGGAGUAACAGAUUCUUCUCCAAGCCUGCCUGCCUUCGGUGCUUCUAUGGGCUAUCGAUCUUGAUCUUUAAUGCUAGCCCAGUUGGUAAGGACUGCAACUGUUGCGGCAAGAUGACAUACCUGCAGGGGAGCAUAGGUAGAAAUUGCCAGGAGCUUACAACCAGGGCAAUGGUGAUUUAGCCGCAAAAGACCAGAAGGAUGCCUGCUUUCCUGGAGCUUGUUUCUUGCUCAAUUUGUAAAGUAUACGCUUCACAUUCCUUGUAAAUGGUACACCUUUAAAUGUUAUAUAUUUAUUGCGAUUGUGAUUGCCA
Nymphaea colorata (pocket water lily) is the source of this 5437-nucleotide messenger RNA. RefSeq names its product regulatory-associated protein of TOR 1. Gene Ontology annotation, biological process: positive regulation of cell growth; positive regulation of protein serine/threonine kinase activity; cellular response to starvation. Lineage: Eukaryota; Viridiplantae; Streptophyta; Magnoliopsida; Nymphaeales; Nymphaeaceae. The record is from RefSeq and is a predicted model, not a curated record. Gene Ontology annotation, molecular function: protein binding; protein-macromolecule adaptor activity. Bases 408 to 4538 code for a protein of 1376 amino acids. The transcript has 23 exons. Gene Ontology annotation, cellular component: cytoplasm; TORC1 complex.